CGCCAAGAUCAUCCUUCCUUGCUCACUAUACUAGUUUAUUAAUACUAGUUAUCCUCGCCAGAACGGCCUUUCCAAAGUCCUAUGAAUACACCACUGUUUCUUUCUCCAUCGGCUAGCUGUUCUUCGCACCCUGCACGAGAAACCCAAGGGAAGGCUCCUCCGUCUCUUUCUCCGAGGACCACAGGAUGAACAAUCUUCUCUCGGAUUCCUUUGAGAGGGAUGAGAAGCCAGAAAGCGAGAGGGACAUCGAGAUGGGGAAUCGAAAUCCCAAGGACAACUCCGACUACGGUCUCAAAGACUUCUUUGAACAGGUCAAGGAGAUUGAGGUGCUGUUGGAUAAGAUGUCCAACAUAGUUCACAAACUUCAGGAAGCUAAUGAGGAAUCCAAGUCAGUCACCAAGGCUUCUGCAAUGAAAGUGAUAAAGGAGCGCAUGGAGAAGGACAUCGAUGGAGUACUGAAGAUCGCACGCAACGUGAAAGUGAAGCUGGAACAGAUGGACAGAAACAAUCUCGAGAACAGACAGAAGCCGGGGUGUGGGAAGGGCACCAGCGUAGACCGAUCAAGGAUGUCCAUGACCAUUGCAUUGAAGAAGAAGCUGAAAGAAAGGAUGAACGAUUUCCAGAAUCUAAGACAAACUAUACAAGAGGAGUACCGAGAAGUUGUAGAGAGGAGGAUCUUCACAGUCACGGGAACAAAGCCUUCUGAGGAGGUGAUUGAUCGUCUCAUCGAGACCGGAAGCAGCGAGCAGAUCUUUGAGAGAGCAAUCCAAGGGACAGGUAGAGGACAGAUCCUUGACACGGUUGAAGAAAUUCAGGAACGGCAUGAUGCAGUCAUGGAGAUAGAGAAAAGGCUCCUUGAACUGCAGAUGAUUUUUGCAGACAUGGCGGCACUCGUUGAUGCACAAAGAGAGGAUCUAGACAACAUAGAGAACCUGGUUCAAAAUGCUGUAAACCAUGUGGUGUCUGGUACCGAGGCGCUACGCACCGCGAAGAGCCUGCAGAAGAAGUCGAGAAAGUGCAUGUUGAUUGCGAUUAUCAUUCUGCUGGUAAUUGCCGCCAUAGUCGUGCUUUCGAUCUUAAAGCCUUGGGCUAAGUAAGGAGGAGCAAGGGAAAACGAACACUAUCUUCUGUUGCAUGUAUUCUAAGCUAAUUCUUUUGGCUACACCAUUCAGCUUAUACCUUAAGUUUUUUUUUUUUUGGUGCAAACGAAAUGAAAUUUCAGCUUAUCACAUUAUUCACAUGCUGGUUUUUUCUC
Zea mays is the source of this 1255-nucleotide messenger RNA. RefSeq names its product putative syntaxin-131. Gene Ontology annotation, molecular function: SNARE binding; SNAP receptor activity. The coding region runs from base 186 to 1097 and encodes 303 amino acids. Gene Ontology annotation, biological process: intracellular protein transport; vesicle fusion; exocytosis. The transcript has 13 exons. The record is from RefSeq and is a predicted model, not a curated record. Lineage: Eukaryota; Viridiplantae; Streptophyta; Magnoliopsida; Poales; Poaceae. Gene Ontology annotation, cellular component: SNARE complex; plasma membrane; endomembrane system.